Molecule: messenger RNA, 521 nt
Organism: Moneuplotes crassus
Lineage: Eukaryota; Ciliophora; Spirotrichea; Euplotida; Euplotidae
Source: the annotation of a GenBank genome assembly
CUAUUAUUAUUUAUAAGCAUACUAAAAAGCAAGGAUGGAGUCCCAAAAAAUGGUCCAAUGCUUCGGCAGGAAGAAGAACGCAGUCGCCGUUGCCACUUGUGUUAAAGGAAAAGGAAUUAUCAGAGUUAAUGGAAGACCUCUAGAAUUAGUUGAGCCAGCUAACUUAAGAAUUAAACUUUAUGAACCAAUCCUGCUCGUUGGAGGAAAGCAAUUUAAGAGGGUUACCAUGAGAAUCAGAGUAAGAGGUGGUGGUGCUUCUAACCAAAUUUUCGCAAUUAGACAAGCUAUGGCCAAGGCCUUGCUUGCUUAUUACCAAAAAUAUGAAGAUGAGCAAUCUAAGAGAGAACUUAAGGACCUCUUCUUGCAAUAUGACAGGAACCUUCUCGUCUCUGAUUAUAGAAGAUGUGAGCCAAAGAAGUUCGGAGGAAAGGGUGCCAGAGCCAGAUACCAGAAAUCAUACAGAUAAUUUAUAUUUUCUGGCUACAAAAGCUUACUAGAUUCCCCCUUUCGUGGUUGUUUGA